AUGGAACAAAGUAAUGAGAUUGGAAUUAAAUAGGUCUAAGAGUUUAUUAAAAGAAAUGUAGUGAGAGAGAAUAAGAAAUCAUGGAUCAAGUCAAAAAAGAAUUAUCUAAAUAUCAAGAAUAGUGUGAAAAAUAUACAACAAAAGCAUAAAGAUAUAUAAUAGAAAUAUUAAUUAGAUCAAGACACUUUUAAAAAUUAAUUAAUAAAAAAAUUCACCACCCUGAAGAUUCUUUUAGAUGAUGAAAGAAAUAGCACAGAAUAGAUGCUUAUUUAAAAAUAAAGUUUAUUUGAUAAGUGUAUACAAUGGAAGGGAGAGGAAAUAGGUGACUUAAAUACACAAUUGGAACAAUUAAGAAAACAUAUUAAUGAAUUGAAAGAAAUCUACUAACAAAAUAAAGAAAAAUUUCAUUAGUUCAAAGUCCUCUCAUAGAAGAUUAUUAAAAAAUAUAUAGAUUUAAAUGAAAAAGCAUAACAAAAAAUUUUACAGGUUGAAGUUUCGAAAGUGAAUUUUUCUUCUGAAGAAAUUAAACGUACAAACUUACAAUGUCGGUCUAUUAUCGACAGAAUAAUAAGACAAUCAACUACUUCAGGAUUAAUAGAAAGUUUUAGAAUCUAUAGUAUAUGA
Molecule: messenger RNA, 624 nt
Organism: Paramecium tetraurelia
Lineage: Eukaryota; Ciliophora; Oligohymenophorea; Peniculida; Parameciidae
Exons: 1
Source: RefSeq, a predicted model, not a curated record